GAGAAGCAUUGGUUGAGUUACUAAGGGCUCUAAAUGAUUCCAGUAAUCGAAUUAAAGAUUGGAAUGACUUUUUGGUGAGCCCUUGUGUUAGUUGGUCUCAUGUUACUUGCAGAAACGGAAAUGUCAUAUCCUUGAGCCUAGCUUCGAUUGGAUUUUCAGGAACUCUUUCAUCGUCAAUUACCAAACUAAAGUAUUUGGUUAGCUU
Molecule: messenger RNA, 205 nt
Organism: Ilex paraguariensis (yerba mate)
Lineage: Eukaryota; Viridiplantae; Streptophyta; Magnoliopsida; Aquifoliales; Aquifoliaceae
Source: the annotation of a GenBank genome assembly